AUGUUAAUCAGUCUGAUCUUUUUAUGUUCUGCAGAACUGUUGUUAAUCUCUUAUCCGAUUAUCAAUGGAAAGCGAUCACCGAUCAGUCUGAAAGUUUGUUUCGAUAACGAUAGUGCGUCAGAUGAAUGGCUCAUCUUUCUCAAAAAUGCCACCAAAGUGCCAUUGGCUCCACACAUCCCUAUGUCGAAUUUUCGACGGAAACGUCGUAGAAUAUUGGUGAUUGUGAAUCCAUUCGGUGGCCAGCAGAAAGCGUGGAAAAUGUGGCAAGAAAUCGUCAAACCAAUUUUCAUCGCAGCACAACUAGAUUAUAAAGUUAUUAAGACGGAAUGUGUAAAGCAUGCGCGGACAAUCGCAAACGUCGUUCCACUGGACGAUUACGAUGCAUUAGCGGUGAUGAGUGGUGAUGGGUUGAUCUCUGAGGUUAUCGAAGGGUUUUUACUGCGACCGGAUCGAGAACGUGCUUUGAAGAUGCCUAUCGCACACAUUCCUGGUGGAACAAGCAAUGCACUCGCAGCUUCGAUUUGCUUUCAGUGCAAUGAGCCGUUCGCUCCACGAGGAAUAUUUUGCCUGGAGGCAGCGCUGAUGGUUGCCAGGCCUCGAUAUUUGCCUUUGCGAAUAUGUCAUGUUCAAACUGAAAAAGAUGGUGACAGAAGCAUGUUCCUAUCGAUUACGUGGGGUUUAGUGGCUGAUAUUGACAUUGGUAGUGAGCGAUUUCGAUGGGCCGGUAUGGUGAGGCUACACAUGGAAGCGAUCAUCCGAAUCGCUCAGUUACCGUCCGUAGCACGCUACAAAGCCCGUGUAUCAUACUUACCGAUUUCGGAUGAAAAACUGAAACGAGCCACCAGAUUGAGGCAUAUUGUUGCUCGAAAGCUGUUUGGUGAGGAUCAUUUCAAGUACGAUGAAAUCAGUAAUAUUGGUGAAGAGUUCAAGAGUGGAGUAAAGGCUGAUGAUAUGAGCGAAGCAUUUCGUGAUGCUGACCUUCUUGAGAAUCGGCGGGUACGAAUUAAUUUAAUUGGUCAAAUGUCGAAAACGAUUUCCCUGAACUGA
This is a messenger RNA of Anisakis simplex (herring worm), 1047 nucleotides long. NCBI's taxonomy places the organism in Eukaryota, Metazoa, Nematoda, Chromadorea, Rhabditida, Anisakidae. The record is from the annotation of a GenBank genome assembly.